AUCGCAUCUGAGAUGCUUGAUCGACUGAAACGGACACUUGGUUUAGGUGAUAGUGAUGUGCCAUCUGAACCCACCUUACCAACAACCCAGCCGCAAAAUGGAAGUAAUAGUGACCAACUGGCAGAUGAUGAUUUCACUGUAAUCUCAUCGUUAUCAUGGGACUUACGAGUUCAAUGUUUUAUUGGUAUGUUCUUCUUGUCGAUAUUGUGCUCGGUAUUGGGGAGUGCAUUGUUAUUCACAAGACGAGUGACUGGAUUUUGUGUGAUGGUAUCGUUGGGUGGGGUUCUGUCGUUACUCGGAACUUGUUUUCUGAUGGGUCCUCUCAAGCAGCUGCAAAAGAUGUUCGAACGAGGUCGUUUCAUUGCAAGUUUUCUGUAUUUGGGUACAAUUGCUAUGACACUAGUUGCUGGAUUGGUGCUAGCGAAUGCUCCGUUGGCACUUUUGUUUGUGGUACUUCAAUACGUUGCGAUGGCAUGGUACUCCAUAUCAUACAUACCGUUCGCGAGGUUACUAUUGAACAAUUUCACUCUCAAAUUUUCACCUGUUAACAAUGUCGCUGGUUUCGUUGAGGAACUUUGGCUAGGGAUUAUUUCAAAUGAAUUGAAUUCAAAAGGGAUUUCAUUGCAAAUUUAUGCUGUAAAUGUUUUUGAAAAACUGUGA
Molecule: messenger RNA, 660 nt
Organism: Anisakis simplex (herring worm)
Lineage: Eukaryota; Metazoa; Nematoda; Chromadorea; Rhabditida; Anisakidae
Source: the annotation of a GenBank genome assembly